UCGCGACCAGUUGCCUUCGUUCUGGCCCCAGCUCCGUUCGUCUCAUUCGCAGCGAGUCCUUCGAUCGAUCCACCGCUCAUUGACCUCAACUAACCGUUUUUAAUAGCCAAAAAAAAAUGCUCAUAUUUUGAGUGAUUUACUGGCCGAUUUGCAUAGUUUUUUUGGCUGAAAAAUGUUUAUAAUUUUGGAUAUGGAUAUAAACCAGAAGAGCGUUAUGCUCCAGAGGCGAUGAUCUAUAUGGGUGCUGUGUGUGUGUGCUUGUUGUGACUUUGACUGCUGUUUAAUUGUGCGCUGGCAUUUAAAUAAAAAUAAGUGCGUCUAAAUGUGAAAACAAAAGGCUGCCAUUAUAUAUAACUUUGGAAGACAGCACUCCGAUUGUUCUCAGUUAGUAAUAAAUCCAUUUCAAGCACCAUUUCGUGUUAUCUCGAGUGCCGUUCCAUAAGGAAGAACUUAGGCAACGAACUAAAAGUAAUCAUAAAAUUAAUACUAAAAAAAAAAAACAAAAAGAAAAGUAAAGGAAAAGCAAGUACGCUGGAGUGGGCCGCAACAAAUGACUCGUAAUGCAAUAUCUGGGCAAUUAAUUAGUGCAUAAACAGUUAAAUUAACUGGCGUAAAAGCUACUACUUGGAGCUACAUACAGCGGCUACUGCCUUGGUUUUCCACUGCUCCUCCCUGGCAAAAGAAAUCGUACACCAGGUUUUCCUGCCCCGAUUUUCGCGAAAAUGUAACUGCCAGACAGAGGCCUGAAACCGCUGCCACAAAUUAUGACGCAAAGUACGAAAAUCGGUCUGCCAGCUGAGGAAUAAUAUAUUUGCAAUUUAUGCAACAUUCGCGUCGCAUGGUUGUUGCAGCAACAAAGAGCGAUUAGUGUACUCGAAGGCAUCGUAAUCUAAAGCUUAUAAUCGUUCCCAAAAAGCCCUCAUUAACGCAUCGUUAUGGCCCAGGCAAUUGGCUCCAAUCAGGGUUGUCUCCAACGAUGUCUGGCUUUAAUUGUUUUGACCACCUUGUGGCAGCUAAUCGACUCUUCAGCCCACUCCCCCCAGUCUGUCAACAUCGAGCUGAGACGCAAGAGGAGCUUGCAGUGGAAUGGCAUUGAGCUGGACGAGAGUUCUCUGCUGGAGCAUCUGGUGGAGCACGAGAAGGCGCUGAUCUUUGGCUCACGAUUCGGAAAAGAGGCACCCGAAUUCAAACUCGUACACGUGGCACAGGGGGAGGUGAUCCAUAGUCCAGAGGACGAGGCGGUGGAGCAGCCAAGACGUCAGCGACGCAGCUUGAGAGCCCAAGAUGACGUCCAGCAGGAGAUGGCCACUACCGAGGGGGUGGAAACGGAGGCAGAGGCGGAGGCCGAGGUGGAGGCGAGGCUGCAGCUCCAACAGUCGCCGCAGCUGAUCGACGAUGCCUUCAUCUUUAUUCGCCGCACCGAAAAUGGAACGCAGUUUGUGGAGCAUUCUCCACAGCUGCUGAAGCGCCUGGAGCGAUGCUUCUACCGGAGUCCAGCGGCUGCUCUCGAUCUCUGCGAGAAAGGCAGUGUGCGGGGCGUUUUCCAGCAGAACGACAGCGACUUUGUGAUCCACCCGCUACCCGCCAGAUUUGGUGGUGGGACUCAUGUGCUCUACCAGGCCCGAGUGGACAAGAACAACUACAGUGGAGCCUCGGAACCGCCCCGCUGA
Molecule: messenger RNA, 1670 nt
Organism: Drosophila bipectinata
Lineage: Eukaryota; Metazoa; Arthropoda; Insecta; Diptera; Drosophilidae
Source: RefSeq, a predicted model, not a curated record